AGUUGGAAUGCAAACGGGUCCUGUAGUUCAUCCUGUGUGAAAUGCACACAGGCAGCAUUUAUUCAGAAACCGAGUGAUGAAAAACACUGUAAAAUACUCAAAAUAUGGACUGGGUAUUCUGCAGUAAAGGGUUGAGAAUUGUAACUUUACCUGUGUACGAAGCGAAAUGUCGGGUUGUUUACUUCAACCUGCCUGGAAUAUAUUGUCAGUUCUAAACUGUUUUGGAAAGUAAAACUAAAAUAAGAUGAGUUGGUAAACAACAGACGUGUUUAUUUAUUAUUGUUAUUAUUUUUUAUCUCUGUAUAUUUUUUUUUUAUCAUUUUAUUUGGGUGGUGACUUAUUAGCCAGCGCAAUGUUUCGCUUCAAAGAAAAAACAAUGUGUUUCGUGUGAAUCGUGAGUCUUGUUUUGUAAUUUUAAUGGGAGGCCGGUCGUUGAACGGCGAAGCUUCUGGGCGAUUUGUGCGAAACAAGACAAUUAAGAAGCAGCCAGGGCGGGAGUGGAUGGAUUCGUUGGCCGGGUACGUGUACAAAGCGGCGAGCGAAGGGCGAGUGCUGACUUUAGCUGCCCUGCUGCUCAAUCACUGUGAAGGGGAGACACGGUAUCUGCUCAGCUAUGUGACCGAGCACGGGGGUCAGCGGUCCACGCCGCUCAUCAUUGCGGCGAGAAACGGGCAUGCAAAGGUUGUUCGCUUGCUGCUGGAACAUUACCGGGUCGAGACAGAGCAAACCGGUACUGUGAGAUUUGACGGAUACGUUAUUGAUGGGGCCACUGCACUGUGGUGUGCAGCAGGCGCUGGACAUUUCGAGGUUGUCCGUUUGCUGGUCACUCAACGUGCAAAUGUGAACCACACCACUGUGACCAACUCCACGCCUCUGCGGGCAGCCUGCUUCGACGGCAGACUGGAUAUUGUUAAGUACCUGGUGGAGAACCACGCAAACAUCAACAUUGCCAACAAGUAUGACAACACCUGCCUUAUGAUCGCAUCCUACAAGGGCCACACGGACGUGGUGAAGUACCUGCUUGAGCAGAAAGCCGACCCCAAUGCGAAAGCCCACUGCGGAGCGACUGCCUUGCAUUUCGCAGCAGAGGCCGGCCACCUGGAGAUAGUGAAGGAGCUGGUCAGAUGGAAAGCUGCUAUGGUGGUCAAUGGUCAUGGAAUGACCCCCUUCAAAGUGGCGGCUGAAAGCUGCAAAGCUGAUGUGGUUGAACUUCUUCUGUCUCACGUGGACUGCGACCGGAAAAGCCGCAUCGAAGCUUUAGAGCUACUGGGGGCCUCUUUCGCCAAUGACCGAGAAAACUAUGACUUUCUGAAAACGUAUCACUAUUUGUACCUGGCAAUGCUGGAGCGAUAUAGAGAUCCCGGCAACGUUAUAGAGAAAGAAGUCCUUCCUCCAAUAGAAGCCUAUGGCAAUCGCACUGAGUGCAGGACUCUGCGCGAUCUAGAGGCAUUGAGGCAGGAUCGGGAUGCCCUUCAUAUGGAAGGAUUGAUAGUCCGUGAGCGGAUUUUGGGAGCAGACAACAUUGAUGUUUCUCAUCCUAUUAUUUACAGGGGAGCUGUGUAUGCAGACAACAUGGAGUUUGAUAAGUGCAUCAAGUUAUGGCUUCAUGCACUGGAGCUCAGACAGAAGGGCAGCAAGAAUACUCACAAAGACCUGCUCCGGUUCGCCCAGGUCUUCUCCCAAAUGAUCCAUUUGAAUGAGCCGGUGAAAGCGAAGGAUAUAGAGAACGUGUUGAAAUGCAGCGUGGUGGAGAUCGAGAGAGAAAUGUCGCGAAUGAAAAUAAUUCAGGAAAGCGAUAUCCACGCGGCCACGGACAACUACGAGUCCAACGUUUUCACCUUCCUCUAUCUCGUCUGCAUCUCCACCAAAACUCAGUGCAACGAAGAGGAGCGCGCUCGAGUCAAUAAGCAGAUCUACAACUUGAUUCAGCUGGAUCCCCGGUCCAAGGAAGGGUCCACGUUGCUGCACCUCGCCAUUAACCCCAAUACGCCUGUAGAUGAUUUCCACACCAAUGACGUGUGUAGUUUUCCCAACGCCCUGGUCACCAAGCUGCUGAUCAGCUGUGGCGCGCAAGUGAACGCCGUGGAUAACGAGGGGAACAGCCCUCUUCACAUCAUCGUGCAAUACAACAGACCCAUUAGCGAUUUCCUGACCUUGCAUGCCAUUAUCAUCAGCUUGGUGGAGGCAGGGGCUCACACAGACAUGACCAACAAACAGAAAAAGACCCCCCUGGAUAAAAGUACUACUGGGGUGUCUGAGAUCCUACUCAAAACUCAAAUGAAGAUGAGCCUUAAGUGCCUGGCAGCCAGAGCUGUGCGGCAGCAUGAAAUCAAUUACAAAAACCAGAUUCCUAAAACUCUGGAAGAAUUUGUAGAGUUUCAUUAAAGGUUCAGAUCUUUUAUUGUUUGUAACAACGGUGCUGGGGAAAAUAAGAGUUGAAUAAAAAAGAAAACAUUAAAAAGGAUACAGUGCCGUAGGUUUUUUUUUUUUUUAAUAUUUGAACUUCAACUAAGGUUGACAUUAACAGAUUUGUUGCAGACUUUAAACCAGAAGACAUUUUCAGUUCUAGAAAGUGGCUCUCCUGAUUUUAAAAUAUUAUAUAUUUAUUAUUUUGGUUUUACUUUUAUGUUGCAGGAUAGGACUGUGGAAAUCUAGGUUUGUGUUUUUUUUUUUUUUUUUUUCCCAGAUUCCAUGCAAGAGCAUAGAGUUGAACUCAUUAAUAUUUUUAAUGAUAGUUUUCCUUUAGUUGAACUGCUUCCUCGGGUGAUAUUGGAGACUAGUUUCUCAUUCUACUCUAUCAUCUGUAUUUAGGUAUAAUGUGUAAAGCGGUAUAGUGUAAAAUCACUUCUUAGUGUGGUGGGGCAUAUUUAUUUUAAAGUUUGACAAAAUUCAUUUUAAAAAUAAAAACAGGCAUAUUGAAAUAAGAAACAUCCGUUUGGCUAAUUACACAGCAACAACCUUUUGAUAAUGUAUGUAAUAUACAAAUAUAUUGUGCAUACACAAAUUGUCUAUAAAAAAAAAAGCAUGACUUGCUAUAUACAGAAACAUUUUAUUUUGUAAAGAUCAGAACCAGAUUAUUUUUAGUUCAGCAAGCAGUUUCAUCAGUUCAGUAGCGGUUUAAAGUUGAGCACAGUCUGUUCAUGCAAAUACUGGUGCUGCAAGCCAUACUGACAUUGGUCUGGUAUGGAGAUGCAUGCUAAGAUCCUUUUUAUUGGGGUUUAAUGUAGUUGGGCACUAAAGAAUAAUAGCCUUGGAGGUAACAUUAUGCCUGAGAUUUCUGAGUGUAAGCUUAAAACUCUGUCCACUCUGCUUUUUAGUGUAUUUCUUUACGCAUGGGUAAAAAGGACUUUGAAAUGAAAUAGGAAUUAUUUAUGAUCUGUGCAGCAGUACAGAGUUAUUUUGUUUUUUAACAAUAGAGACAACCCAUUCUAUAUUCUGGAGUUUAUGCUUUUGAAAUCAACAUGUUGUAUUGCCCAAACCUGGGCUAUGAGUCUGUAAAAUAGUGGAACUGUUCUCCCAGGCACCCUUUGUUAAGAUACUAAAGAAAUACGUAUAGAACACAAAGCCACUUGUGUAGCAGAGGGAGUCACCAUGCUGCUUCCCUUGUUGAGUUCUGAUCCUGUGUGAAUGCUCUUUUUAUAGAAUGCAUGCUAAUGCCUAGAAUGUUUUGAGUGUUUUUCAGUGUUUUUUUCCCCAGUGCAUUUGUUACCACACUGUGACCUGGGCAUGUCUGCACAAAAGUCAAAUGCUAGCAUGUGGUCAAUACAGUAACAGAAUGAUGUUUUAAUAGAUGCACACUCACAGAGAAUUGUGUUAGACAGUGUUUUUGUGGUAUGAAAAUGCAGCCAGUAAAGCAGCCUGUGCCUUCAUGUGUAUCGUGUGGGUUCUGUGCCAAUCAUGUGUCCGUAAUUUGCCAUAAUACACAGUCCAGUACCAGACAGUAUCUUCCUUUGAUAACAGAAAUGCUGCAGCUGAAUGACUGGUUGAUUUGAAAUACUUUUUAAAAUUCUUAUCUGUAACAGCAAAGUAAUUUACAAUGCAGGUGUGUGACAAAGAAAGUAGUUUUAUUGAUUACAGUAGGUAAAAACAGUACAUGCAGUGAAUUCAUUCCAGGCGCCUGCAUUGAGUACACCAGUUUGUGUGUUUUUUUAAUGUACUGCUAUAGGGAACAGCACUGAGGGAGCCUUAAGGUGGGAUUUAUAUUCAAUAAUAGGAAAAACAAUCCACCCAUAUUGCCAUUGACUGUUUACCCAUGAGUGGCUGCAUGUCUUCCCACAUGCAUCACUUUAUAUAUGCAACAGGUAUGAUAUGAAUGAGGAAACAUACAAUGGCUUUGUGUAACUGGAGAUGUAUAGUGGUGAAUUUACAAGAAGGCAAAACACAUCAACAUAUUCAAUAACGCUCCACAUUACAUCAGGUUGACUUUCAUACAGAAACACGUGCCUAUACGCACUCGCUCUUUUCCUUACUGUUUCGGUGUGAUGCUUUUAUUUUUUUUAAAUUUGCAAUAGCAAAUGAUACCUGAAUGCAAAAAAAGACUGAAUUGUGUGUGGAAAAAUUAAACUAAGUACCCUUUUGAAUUGUUUUUAUCUGUAUUCUCUCAUGAUUACUGUACUCUUAAUUUUUUUAGUGUUUCUGCACACAUGCCUGUCUGACAGGCAGAGGGCAUUGUAUUUUUACCCUGUUCAUUGCAGUAUUUUCCAAUGAAAACGUCUGCGUGUUUUGAAGCUAUUUCUAAGCCUAUAAUUAUUAAAAUCUCAGAUAGUUUGUAACCUUAAUAUCUGAUUACAGAAUGUGGAAAAAACCCUUAUAAAAGUUUGCUGUAGUGAAAGCAUAGUAAGAUGUAGGUAAGCAUUGUAAAGAAUAGCGAGGUAUG
Messenger RNA from Polyodon spathula (Mississippi paddlefish), 4876 nucleotides. Its product is annotated as protein fem-1 homolog B. The record is from RefSeq and is a predicted model, not a curated record. NCBI's taxonomy places the organism in Eukaryota, Metazoa, Chordata, Actinopteri, Acipenseriformes, Polyodontidae. The transcript is spliced from 2 exons. Gene Ontology annotation, molecular function: protein binding. Bases 418 to 2385 code for a protein of 655 amino acids.